This is a messenger RNA of Exophiala spinifera, 900 nucleotides long. RefSeq lists its product as uncharacterized. Gene Ontology annotation, biological process: ergosterol biosynthetic process. The coding region runs from base 1 to 900 and encodes 299 amino acids. The transcript is spliced from 3 exons. The record is from RefSeq and is a predicted model, not a curated record. NCBI's taxonomy places the organism in Eukaryota, Fungi, Ascomycota, Eurotiomycetes, Chaetothyriales, Herpotrichiellaceae. Gene Ontology annotation, molecular function: C-4 methylsterol oxidase activity; iron ion binding.
AUGCCUUCCGGCUUCUCCUAUCGCGUAGAUCUUGCCGUUGCUAACAACAUCCGCCUCCAGGAAUUCUACUAUAAUGUCCACCUCAACGUAUUCGAAAAGGCCUGGGCAGCAUGGUACGCCUAUAUGCAGAACGACGUCCUCGCCACCGGUAUCAUGUCUUUCGCUAUGCACGAAAUCGUCUACUUCGGCCGGUGUAUCCCGUUCAUGAUCAUGGACAAGAUCCCUUACUUCCGCAGAUAUAAGAUCCAGGGCCAAAAAAUGCCAACUCUUUCCGAACAAUGGAAAUGCGCCAAACUCGUCCUCCUCUCGCAUUUCACCGUCGAGUUGCCACAAAUCUGGCUCUUCCACCCAAUGGCCCAAUACUUUGGCCUCUCGACCUCAGUACCCUUCCCUCACUGGACCAAGAUGGCAUGGCAGAUUGCUUUGUUCUUCGUCCUCGAAGACGCCUGGCACUAUUGGUUUCAUCGACUAUUACACACCCCUCGCCUGUACAAGAUGAUUCACAAGCUGCACCACCAAUACAGCGCACCUUUCGGUCUCGCCGCUGAAUAUGCUUCCCCCAUCGAGACCAUGAUCCUUGCUUUCGGCACUGUCGGCAUUCCCAUCGUCUUCUGCGCCAUCUUCAAGGAUCUCCACAUCAUGACCAUGUACCUCUGGAUUAUCGGCCGCCUGUUCCAGGCAAUCGAUGCUCACUCCGGGUACGAGUUCCCCUGGAGCUUGCACCACUUCCUGCCCUUCUGGGCCGGUGCCGACCACCACGAUGUCCACCACGAGAAGUUCCUCGGAAACUAUGCCAGUUCAUUCCGCUGGUGGGACGCUAUGAUGGACACCGAGGCCGGAAGUGCUUCAGCCCCGAAGACACGAGAAAAGAAGGCCGCUGUUGCUAAAAAGGUUGAAUAG